CUGCGCGCGUCUCCUUUGCGCUACGUGGAUUUACUACAAUCGUAGAGCCGCGAUCUCUUUUGUAUUACGUCAAUUCUCUUAUCCAUAGUUUCCCCACUCACGACAAGUGUUUUCAUUUGCUUUGGUCCACGGUAAACGAGCGCCGAGCGAGUAGUAGUGCCGCAUCAGGUAUUGCCGCGUAAGGAUUUUUUUACUAUCACUACUUGACAGCUGCCGACCGCAGCGAGACAGGACAUGAGGACUUUUUCGACCAUCAUUUUUUGCGUCAUCACCAUGAUCGCUGCGGUGCAUGCCAAGCCAACGAUCUACAAAAAGAACCAAGAUAAUGUAUUCGAGCCAGUAAUGGUACCCGUUUCAUCCACGGUAAUUCCAUUGCCUGUAUACAAAGUGGGCUAUGGCUUAGGUUUCGUAUCGAAAGAUAAGAAGGCCCAAUUAUCGUCAUUCAAACCAGAAGGUGGCAUAAAAUUGAUUACAAUCAGCAAAGUACAAGAAAAGAAGAUCUAAUGUAAAUAUUCUAAAUUAUGUCAAGUAAUAUUCGUUGGAUCGCAUCUUCAGAGAACGUUGGAAACCUGUUUUGUUAUUAAUCACACUUACUUAUGCAUCUGUUAUUGUUAAGUUAUCUAAUUAAGCUCUAUACACCAAAAAAAUGGACCUCCAAAUAAAUGUUAAUCUUUAAUUAUUUUAUCAUCGAAAAUAUGUA
Messenger RNA from Trachymyrmex septentrionalis, 700 nucleotides. RefSeq lists its product as uncharacterized. The record is from RefSeq and is a predicted model, not a curated record. NCBI's taxonomy places the organism in Eukaryota, Metazoa, Arthropoda, Insecta, Hymenoptera, Formicidae. Bases 235 to 504 code for a protein of 89 amino acids. The transcript has 4 exons.